Limanda limanda (common dab) is the source of this 2075-nucleotide messenger RNA. RefSeq names its product chromosome 12 C14orf28 homolog (gene dorip1). Lineage: Eukaryota; Metazoa; Chordata; Actinopteri; Pleuronectiformes; Pleuronectidae. The record is from RefSeq and is a predicted model, not a curated record. The transcript has 5 exons. The coding region runs from base 165 to 1178 and encodes 337 amino acids.
UGUUUAUGUUCCUGGGCCUGACGUGACAGGACGUUCACCGCGGGUUUGUUUUGCUGCCAGCGGAGGUGUCAUCACUCACACUGUCAUUACAGAGAGCUGGAGACCCCUACACGCGUGUAUCUGACGUUCACUCCGACGCGAGACAUGAAGAAACACCGGGAGCUAUGGAAAGUACAUGUUGUGUCCUGAGCGACAACGAAGAGCUGCAAACACGAAACACCGAGAACAACCCGCACUCCGAGAGGUCCAAGACGCUGUUUGAGGAAAUCCGAGCCUCCAUCAACAACAAUGACAAGGAGGACCGCUCCUUCUGGAGGCCCGUGCUGCCCUGGGGCGGCGUCUUCACCAUCAAGGCGGGACGAAAAGCCAUAUCAUGCACCCCCCUGUACGUCAAGAUCAACCUGAAGAACACCUGCACCAUCGACGGCUUCCUCAUGAUCCUCUACGUGAUCCUGCGGGACAACCAGGGCUUCCCCCGGGAGCUGGCUGUCUUCCUGGGCAAGCAGUUCGUGGAGUGUUUCCUCUACCUGAUGGACUCCUGCGAUUACACCACCGUGAAGAUGCUGUGGAUCUGGGACAGGAUGUCCAAGAGACAGUACCGCUCCGAGGUCCACCAGGCGGCGUUGGAGAUCGACCUGUUCGGCAACGAGCACGAGAACUUCACAAAGAACUUGAAGAACCUCAUGUCCACCAUACAGGAGAGCCUGUGCACCAGCUGGAGCUGCCCAGCGCGCUUCCAGGAGUUCAUCAAGAUCACCAUCAACAUCAGCCCUCCUCAUGAGCUGCCUCACAGAGACCCCAUUCAGUCGGCCGUGGACGAGUUCCUCUGCCCAAAGCUCCUCCUCUGCUCAGAACUGGGGUGUGAUGGUCUGAGGGAGUUCUCUCAGAGGGUCUUCUGCCACGGACCCCCACCCUUUGUCAUUCUGAACAUGCAGCGGUGGAAGUCAGAGGAGUUGUCCUACGUUCCAUACCACUUGGCUCUCUGUCAGCACAGGUACUUACUUGAGGGCGCCACACUCUUCAACAAGGAGGAGCAUCACUACUCUGCAGCCUUCCAGAUUGACGGCUGCUGGAUGCACUAUGACGGAUUGAGGAGCGACAAUCUGAUCUUGUUACACAAGCCGCCCGAGCUCUUGCUGCUGUCCUCUCUGGUCUACAUCCGUGCCUCUGAGAAGUGAACUGUACGGAAAGAUGGAUGAUGAGCAGGAGACGCACUAAGCAUAAGAGUGAAAGCAUUCAUCCACCCGUCCUAUGAUUAUUUUGAUAUGACCCGAUGUUUAUUUCCCUCUACUUAUCGCAUCAUUUGAAUCUUUUAGUAUUUCCCGUCAGCAUUUGCUUACUGUUGGCUGUGAGAGUGCUGAAUGACAUGCUUCAUUUCACCUGGAUGCUUGCAGCAAGCUCACUGUGCAAAAGGAAAGUUACUUAACUUUUUCUAGGGGCAUGCUUGGAAUCCAAGAAUAUAAUGGACUAUAAUAGUUCUGGGUUGAUAAUCAUAACGAUAUCGAUGAAUAAUGCACAUUGUGUGAAUUAUCUGCCACAAACAAGGGACUGAUUUGAUUUAAAAAACAUCAUGGCUGUUAAAUUCCUCACAUGAGGGGGCAUUUCUAUUAAGGAGAUUACAUUAGCUGUGUACCACAUUUGUACAGUUUUCUAAGUGUUUUGAACUCUACAUUUAUGCAUAUCAGCCCUUGCUCAAAUUGAACUGGUGCUUUUUGUAUGUACACUGUGGUAUGAGGGUCAGAAACAAGGUGAAGGUCCCUGUCAGGUUAACAGGUCAGCUUUUGUUUCUUACCAUGUUUGGGAUGAGUGAACGUUAAAGUACAAUUGUACAUUUAAAUGUUACUUGUUUGGCUUCCAGGCCACUAAGCUGGCAGCAUUGACUCAGCAUAUACUGCAUUCUCCUCCACAGAAGAUAUUACUUUUUAUAACUUUAAAAAGAAUUGUUGGUGUCACACGGUGCCUCUGCCAAUGAGUUAGUAUGAAAUUGAGCUCUGUUGAGCAUUAAUCCUUUAUCAAGGCAAUUUUUUCUAUGCAAACGUUGUCUUUAAAAUGAAAAAUACAAAAAUGUUGGCCUA